CCUGAUCGUACAACACGGAAUACUGACACGGCUGUUAACCGCUGAUCUUCUGGCCAGGAUGGUGGUCUAUCAGCAUGCCCGAAUGGACGUUAUUAUUACCCGUAUGGAAUACUAUACUACUAUCUAUAUUUCUCUUAUUUACUCUGUUCACGUUCUUAUUCACAGAAAUCUUCUAUCUUUCUAUACGAAGCUCCGUUGAACCGACAUCGUCUGGGGCUCUGGGGAUAUCAAAGGAAUAUUAUUAUAUCCGUAUCAAUCCCGAAAUCGGGUCGAUCCCGUACCCGAGGUCUUCAACAAGUGACUUCUUACUGGCUGAAAUUCCAACCAGCGCAAACCGCGAGUCCGUGAGCCCUUGCACGAUUUCUCCAACCAAGCAAGCCAGACAUCGUUGACGUCUGUGUCUCGUGCCGCGUGCCUGUGCGGAUUUCUGUUCCUUGUUGUCGUUUUACCAUCAUAUUUUUUGCACAACUCGAACCCCUCCAUUUCCCUAGACCCUCUGGGAGACAUAUUGGCAUUA
Molecule: messenger RNA, 517 nt
Organism: Eremomyces bilateralis CBS 781.70
Lineage: Eukaryota; Fungi; Ascomycota; Dothideomycetes; Eremomycetales; Eremomycetaceae
Exons: 1
Coding region: 75-392 (105 amino acids)
Source: RefSeq, a predicted model, not a curated record